AUUUGAAAAUGCAUUUCGUUCUUUCGUUGCAGGCAAGAUGGUUCUGGGAAGCUUAUUUUCGGUCAGUGAAAGCAAUUGCUUUGGCAACCCUUCAGAUUAUCAACGACAGGAUCUACCCAUAUGCUGCCAUAUCUUAUGAAGAAUGGAACGAUCCCCCAGCUAUUAAAUGGAGCAGUGUGAGCAACCCACUCUUCCUUCCAUUGAUCCCACCACAGUCUCAAGGCUUCACAGCUAUAGUGUUGACUUACGACCGGGUGGAGAGUCUCUUCCGAGUCAUCACUGAAGUGUCCAAGGUGCCCAGUCUAUCCAAGUUGCUGGUUGUCUGGAACAACCAGAAUAAGAAUCCACCGGAAGGUAAGAUCCAUCAUUCAACACGAAUGUUGGAAGGUGGGUAGUAUAUGUUGGCAUGGUGGUGGCAUUUCACUUGCUCUACACCUGGUGCAAAAUAAUCUCUUUUCUGUGAACUUUUAAAUAUG
Molecule: messenger RNA, 476 nt
Organism: Alligator mississippiensis (American alligator)
Lineage: Eukaryota; Metazoa; Chordata; Crocodylia; Alligatoridae
Product: exostosin-2-like
Exons: 2
Coding region: 9-395 (128 amino acids)
Cellular component (GO): membrane
Molecular function (GO): glycosyltransferase activity
Source: RefSeq, a predicted model, not a curated record